UUCCCGCCUCCAUGGGCGGUACCGGCUGCCGAGGCGCGACCGGUGCCCCGAGCCCCCGGUCGGUGCCUCCGCGGCUCUACGCUCUCGGGGCUGGACCCGCUCCCCUUCCGGAGGUGGAAAAAGUUUGUGCGGCGUGGAGCGGAGCGCGGCGGAGCGACUAAUGAAGAAAAUACGUCCUGUGAAGAGUAAAAGUACUUGAUUCUGGGAAGACUCUUACAGCACUUCUAACUUCAAAGCUGGAGAAAAGUAUGAAGGAACAGUCCAUCUAACUCCCUCAGCAUCUCACACAGAACACAAAAUGUCUCUUCAGAAAAAAACUGUUGUUGAUGUCUUGGAGGAGUGGUGUUUGGCGGAACCACUGUUCGGUUGCAGGUGGCACCAGAAUGUCAGGAAAAAAAUGAGACUGAUACGAAUUGUAGGGCUCCUUGUCAGUGUAGCGGCCAUUAGUACUUUCUCACUUUCAAUGAGUGCCUUUUUCAAGAUGGAACCACAUAGCAUGGCACUGGUCAGCAGCCUAGAUAGCCAAAAGCUGGUGCAUGGGCACCAAAGAACUCUCUUGGAUUUCGCAGAACAGAAUGAAAACGGCACUCCAGAUCCACAUGCUUCUAUGAAAUAUGAAGCUGGACAUGACAAUGAAACAGAUGAUCAUGCAAAGGGAGAGUACCCCGAGGACCUUUUCUCUCUUGAAGAGAGAAGACAGGGAGCAGUGAUCCUCCAUAUAAUUGGAAUGAUUUACAUGUUUAUAGCCUUAGCCAUAGUCUGUGAUGAGUUCUUUGUUCCUUCCUUGACUGUCAUCACUGAAAAACUGGCCAUUUCUGAUGAUGUGGCAGGGGCAACCUUCAUGGCUGCUGGUGGGUCAGCCCCAGAACUCUUCACUUCUUUGAUAGGAGUGUUUAUAUCCCACAGCAACGUUGGCAUUGGUACAAUAGUGGGAUCUGCCGUGUUCAAUAUCCUAUUUGUUAUUGGAAUGUGUGCUUUAUUUUCUAAAGAGAUCUUGAACCUUACUUGGUGGCCACUUUUUCGAGAUAUGUCCUUUUACAUCAUUGACUUGAUCUUGCUAAUCAUCUUUUUUCUGGAUAACUUCAUAAUGUGGUGGGAGAGCAUAACACUCCUGACAGCAUAUUUUUUCUAUGUGACAUUUAUGAAGUUCAAUGUCCAAGUAGAAGAAUUGGUGAAGAAAUUUUUAAACAGGAACAAGGUUGAGAAGGUAACGACAGAUGCUGAAGGAAAGUCACCUAAUGCUGGAGACAAGGAUGACCAAACGUUGACGACCAAGCCACGUCUCCAGAGGGGAGGAAGCUCUGCAUCUCUCCACAACAGUCUAAUGAGGAACAGCAUCUUCCAGCUCAUGAUUCACACACUUGACCCACUUGCCGAAGAGCUUGGAUCAUAUGGAAACCUAAAAUAUUAUGACACAAUGACUGAAGAAGGAAAGUUCAAGGAAAGGGCCUCAAUUCUGCAUAAGAUUGCCAAAAAAAAGUGCCAGGUGGAAGACAGUGAAAGGCAGAAUGGAGCUGCUAAUCAUGAGAAAGGUGCAAAAGUGGAAGUUGCAGUAACACCACCGAGUGAUUCAGGACCAGUGCAGAAUGGAAUCGCCCAUAAUGUUGAAGAGAGUGAAGAGGAUGAGGAGGAGCAGCCUCUCAGCUUGGCCUGGCCUGAAACCCCACGCAAGCAGGUCACCUAUCUUCUCGUGUUGCCCAUUGUUUUUCCACUGUGGGCUACCCUGCCAGAUGUUAGAAAACCUACAUCAAGAAAAUUUUUUCCUAUCACGUUUUUUGGCUCUAUCAGCUGGAUUGCCUUCUUUUCUUACUUGAUGGUCUGGUGGGCCCACCAGGUUGGAGAGACCAUUGGUAUUACUGAAGAAAUCAUGGGUUUAACUAUUCUAGCUGCUGGCACAUCCAUUCCUGACCUUAUUACCAGUGUUAUUGUAGCACGCAAAGGUCUGGGGGACAUGGCUGUAUCCAGUUCUGUUGGAAGCAACAUAUUUGACAUCACGGUGGGCCUUCCUCUUCCAUGGCUCCUGUUCGCUGUGGUAAACAGCUUUGCGCCAGUGACAGUCAGCAGCAAUGGUCUGUUCUGUGCGAUUGUCCUCCUCUUCAUCAUGCUGCUCUUUGUCAUCCUCUCCAUUGCUUCCUGCAAGUGGAGGAUGAAUAAAAUCCUGGGUUUCCUCAUGUUUGGGCUUUAUUUUGUGUUCCUGAUUGUCAGCGUCCUUCUGGAGGACAAAGUGAUCCAGUGUCCUGUCUCCAUCUAGUGGAAAGUGAUGUUUCUCUACAGAAAAAAAAAAAAAAAAAAAAAAAAGAAAAACCAAAACAUAUAUAUUUAUUAAAGAAAAGAUACAUAUGUCAAAACAAAACAGCGAAAAGAAACCACAGUGGAAAAUUGCAGCAGGAAUAACCCAUGGAUCUGAAAAUUUUCUCUUCCUCAAUUUUAAGAGUGAAAGAAAGAAUGGGAUACAAAGGGUCAGCCUCAGAGCUGAAGAACGGCUGCUGCAGGACAGUGCAGUUAUGCUGAGUCCGGGUGCACCGAAGGUUCCUCUGCUGCAGAACGUCCUCGCCGCUCAGCACUGGGCACGCGACGUACGCAACACUGACAGUUCUGCUUCUCCUCUGCCUACAGAACCUGCCCACAGACUUCCUGCUCUCUGUAGUAGUAUACACAGACACACAGUGUGCUCGGUUCUUAAAGCUUCCAAGAGGAAUGCUAAUAUUAACUUUGUGGAGGCACCACCCCCCACACACCCUGGUACAGGAUUUUUCUGAUAACCUGCUGAAACUCCUGAGUGGAAAGCAUACACCAAGUGAUGAGUCACGAACAGGGAAGGGCUGUUAUGUCUCUUCAUGUAAGUGGAUUUAUCUGAUUUAUGUGAUUUGUGUGAUUUCAGCAAAGCCAGGGAAUUCAUCAGUGUUUUGAUCAUCUGCAUCACAGGUCCAUAAAGGCAAUCAGCAGGAUGUUAAUGGUGUUUUUUUACAUCUUGCAAAACUCUUCAGGUUCCAGAAACUCUGGCACUGAAGGAGCCAUGAUGCCUGACCAUUUUGUAACUGGUGCAGAUUUUCAUUGCAUUCUCAUGCAAAGACCAGAAUGGGGAUAAUCUUUCUUCUCUAAUAGCAACGCAGCAUGCAGUGACAUCAUACAGCUAUGUGAACACACCAUUUUUUCUAAUGCAGCAAUAUCAACAGUACCAAUGGCUUUCAGAUGCUGUUAUGAGUUUGCCUUUUCAUGCCAGAAUAAAAAGGCUAAUUUGCUUAUGCAUAGUAUUUCAUACAGAAAAUAGAAGUAGUUAUAAAGUGGCAGCCUAAUUGCUAAAUGAAUAUAUAAUUUAUAGGCUUUCACUAUUACUUGGAGUAUAAGGACCUUCACAGCUACAUAUAGUUAUUGCUGGAAGAGAUCUCCAGCUGUUGUAUAAAGCUGGGAAGCUCACAUUUGCUGUUAGAAAUCUUGAAACUAGUUAGGAGAAAUACAAUUUAAAUACAGUGGAGCUGCAGGAAACUUACAUGAAAAUUCUUCAGUGUUGCUGGAAGUGUACAUGUCUAAAGAAAGGAAGGAGUGAAAAUGUAACAUCCUUUUUCGGAGAUACUGAGAGAGAGAAGGUCCAAACCUAGAGCAGAAAAAAACAAGAAGGGAGAAAGCAACCAACUUUCUGUAGUUUGGCUGAUUUUUUUUUUUUUUUUUUUUUUAAUGAGAGGACUGGAAUGAAUGUUAAGAAAUUAUUUAUAUAAUCAUCAUUUGUUUGUUCAAGUUUUUUGUGCAAUUAAGAGUUCAUGAAGUUUCAGUGCAUUUUUGUGACCUAUUUCAGCAUUGUUUUAUAUGUAUCUUGUGCUCACAAUGGCAAUGCCAUUCUCACAUCUGUGUAACAGAAGUCUCAGCACAUUUUGUCUUGUCUGUUUUUCUCUGCUCCACACUAUUUGUUUCUCACUCAUCCCCUUUUGUCCUCUACUAUUUUCCUGUAAUAUGUGUUGUAUGUAACAGUGUAUGAUUAGAAAGUAAGGACUUGACAGAAAACAAUGGUAAAGAAAACAGUACAAAAUUCAUAUUAGGAAUGUUAAUAUUAUGUGCUAUCAUGAAGAAAAAAGUGAGCUGUUAAUGAAAUAAACGAAGGAUACUAGGAGGUGCAAUGUCUGCUACUCAUGUAUUGUCCUAAGUCCUAGCUACAUGCAGUAUUUGAUCUUAACCACACAACAAGCAACGUCUCUUACUUAGGGCUUUUUGGAGUGAGCUUCUCACACUGAGAGCAAAACUUGUCUUUGUAUUCAAGAUCCUUUACUGGUGCAGAAUCCUUACCUGUCUUAACGAUAGUGCUGCCCAUCUCUAACAUUUGUUCCUACGCGAUGGAAAGGUGGGUGUAUCUACAUAACUGUGGUGCCCUCUACUGACAGAAUAGCAACCUAAAGCAAGUUCGUAACCCAAAAUCUGACCUCAACCAAAACGUGUGCUCCAAAAUACAGAGCUGACUCCAUAGUACAAUCUAUUCCAGAGGAGUCACCAGAUGCUUUUGUUUCUGAUGACAGUGCUCAAAACAGGAAAUUAUUUCCCAAGUAAGCAGAAUCAUACAUAGGAGUGAUCUAAGGGAAGGGCUAUGUAUGCAGGCGCUUUCAAAAUACUGCAAUGCCCAGAUUCACUGAUCUGACAUUUCAAAUCAAGAAAUCAAGAAAUGAGACCAGAUUUCAAAUCAAGAAAUCAAGAAAUGAGACCAGAGUCCAAUCUCUAUUUAGUACACGAAUUUUUAUUUUUUUUUUUUUAACUUCAUGCCAUCAUGGUGUAACAACUCCCACACUGAAAAAAGAAAACUCCUACCUGACCUUCAGAGCUCUAAGGGCAUUCUGCUGCACUCAGAGCAUCAGCAGCAGAGACUGCUGCCCCACUGAGGGCAGGUAGGGAGUAGACAGUAACUGGCAUCAGCAGCUUAUAGGAAUAUGUAUACCAUUAAGGAAAUGUGUCUCAUUUCUUUCCCAUGUCUGUUUAUCCCUGUCACAUUUUUAUCUAAGAAGGUAUUGAAAACAACUCUUCCUUCUCCAGAAUAAGACACUUCAUGGCUCCCACUGCCUUGUAGCUGUUGGGCAGAUCAUUUUUCAAAUGGCUAAAUAACUGUACCAGUGGUACCUCAGAUCCAGAGGUAAUUGGACAUAUUUCAGUUGUGUGCCGCUUUCUGCAAAGGCUGUCUGUGAGCAAUGUUUAUACUUGCCAAGGCACCUUUCUACUGCAGGUCUAAACUGUUUGUGGAUUCUUGGAUGCUGAUGUGCUCUUUGAUUACAAGACAACAGCUCUGCUGGCUACUAGAGAAAAAGAGGAGUGGCAUGGAGGGAGAAGCUUAGUCCCUUAUCCUGUACAGAAGGAAUUCAGUCUUAAACUAGAAUGUUGAGAAAAUAGUCAAAAGCAGCUCAUACCCGGUGACUGGUUGUCAGUGAGUUGUCCAGGCUUAAUGCUGCCAGAAACACACACACUUGUUGCAAUAUUCCUAUUUUGCAAUUUCAGCAAAUUUUCCAGCAUAAAGAGUUUAUCAUUGUUCAUAAUUAUUUCAGUGUGGGAUCAUAAACUCUUCUCAACAUUGCACACCUAGAAGUCAAAGUUCUAUUUUCUUCAGCCAAAGUUCUGAAUGACUUCCCAAGGGAUCUGGUCCUUCACACCGCCCAAAUUCUACAGCAAGCUGGUUGGUGUUGAAGCCUCUUCCACCUGCUUGUAUGCCUGUGCUUACUUACUCAAGUGAUCCUGCUGCCUGCAUAAUCCUUAUGAAGUAUAAAUGAAUUAACAGAAAAAUUGGCACAUAUAAAGAUCCUGUUCUAGCUUAGCGCUUUCAGGACACCAGCUUAGAAACACAGAAUUAAGAUAAGUAUGCAACUAAUCCUCUGUGGCACCAUCAUCUCUGAAUGGAAUCAAUGUUGAACACAAUUUUUUGAAGGGAUUUCUGGUAGCAUUUGAAUAGAAUUGUGGUUCAGACUGUAGCCAGUUUUAAAGGUCUUCUGCACUAACUUCAUUGGAAUUAAAUAUGAGAAUGGGCCCCAAAGGUACAAAAUAUCACGGGAAUUCUACAACCAUUUUCUGUUUUCCCUCUGCAUAAGCCACCCUAGUCACAGCCUGGUAAAAGCUAUAGAUUAAAAGUGUGGUGUGAAGAUUCUCUCCUUAAGAACUACAUGUAGACAUGGAAAAGCCUUUCAGCAAAGCUCUAUGUAUUUUAAAUUAACUAUUUUACUGAAAGCUAGUGCUUUCUUAUAGUGCAGACAGGCUCUUGUGUCUGUAUACUUCUGCUUAUGUAUCCAGUUGAUGUGGCUGACUGCAUAAACUUCAUGAAGCAUAAAGCACAGUGGGUGACAAGCAACCUUAUCUAGGUGUCAUUUGUUUGUAAUGGCAAUGAACCUAGCAUAUAAUUUCCACAUAUACUACUCUGAAGUAGUUUAUGGUCACUGUCACUCAUGGUACUGUUGUGUGUGGAUAUGAAGGUCCACAAAGUGGUAAAUUAAACAUGUAGUUAAUCCAAGUACAGUGAAAAAAAUAGAUGCUUAGAAAUAUUAUUAACGUUUGGGUGUUUUUUAAGGGAUUAUUUCUCUGGUUGUCUUUUACUUCAUUACAUAUUUUGCAAAAAAGGGGAUAUUCAAUGUUUUUUAAUUAUUAUUCUUUCAGCAGUAAUUCCUUAAAAUAGCAUCUUGUGGUCCGUAUAACUUAUGUUCUGAGUCAGGUAUGAGUCUGUAUGUGAUGGUUUCUUUAUUUGUAACAAAGAAAUAAUCCCUCUCUGAGAACUGGCCCAAUGAAAUACAGAAGAAUUCAGCCAUUAAUCUGUGCAAGAUGGAAACUUUUAUCUUAGAUUCCCAUAUUUCAUAAAUGCGUACUUCAUAAAGUUACAUAACAAACCUAAUUGUCCUGGGAGCUAUGUACAAAGAGACAAAUUACAUUUACUUGUAUUCUUGGAAAAAAUUUUACCUCUUGUAAACAAUAAUGACACAACUAACUGAGAAAGAGGCAUGGUUUGCGAAUUGAAGAAUUUGCACCUGGAAAAAUACUUGCAGAAAGUGAAUUUGAGUAUCAAAUGGGAUAGUUUGCACUCAACUCUCAACUUCUCUCAGUGUGGAGAAGAAUCCUGCUCCAGUCCUCCAAAAGCCACAGGUUUCAUUCCUGGUUGAUGUUAAAAUUAUCCUUCUUGGGUCUGUUGCCGUCAGUUACAGGAAUAUUGGUGUUGAGAUAUCUGCCAUUUCUGUUGGAACUGGAGAGAGCCACCCCCAAACUGAAGUUUUGCAGUUCAGCACACCCAUUAGAUGCAGCAGUCACAUAUGGCUCACAGCUGGGUAGCUCAGACAGGCCAUCCUGCAGUGUGUGCUGGGUGUCAGUGUGCAGCAUCCCAGGACUUGUCUGCCUGGAUGGGUGCAGAUAGUUUGGGCCUUCCCCUGCCUAUGAUCCUGCUUGACCGGAUGCAAGCCGCAUCUUCUCCACAUGGCAUGUCACCACAUUAGCAUGGACUGAGCCCAUGCUCCAGCCAGCCAGACAUAGGUCAGCCCCAGCCUAGAAGCCAUGUAAUCCCUUUGAGUGUGGGUAGACCAGGCACAAAAUUGGCCAUAUAAUUGCUACAUGAGCCAUAAGUGAAACAACCCAGGACAAGAUAGAGUAAUUCAAGAUUGGUAAAUGAACUGUACAUUCAUGUAGAUUUAUUGUAAAUUCUCCACUCAUGAAACACAAAACCAAUCUAAACAAUGAAAUUUGUACACAUUUUUAAAGAUUGUGCACUUUACUAUUUUAUUUUUACUUUAUGUCACAUAGUUGUCUUAAUGCAAAAAGAAGCCAUAAAAGAACCCAGAAGACUAGUAUGGGGUUUUUAAGUAAGGGGAUCAUUAAUUUCAAAGUAAAAAAUCAAUUCCAUGUCUCUGUUUAAGGUAUAAUGUCAAAUACUGACAAAUAAAUGUAGAGUAAAGAAGGAUCUGGUUUUGCCUUAGAGAUGCUGUGAGUAAGUUGGGGGAAUUUACUUCUCAUACUCUUGAGUUUUCCUGUGGGGCUGUACAAAAUGCUGCACACUACCUUUGCAGCAGGGACUCAAUCCUGCUACCCUUGUUCACCCCAGGAGAAGGAAUAAAAUGCUUACAGAAUCAGGCUCAAUGAGGCAAUUAAAUAAUUCUGCUACUCUGAUGUUUUCUCCCACUGAGAUCACAGUAAAGGAAGCUCCUUAUGUUUUAGUAAGUUUAUAAGAGAUGCAUUGCUUUUGUCAGUUUUUCAAAAAUUUUCAGGGUCAGGUUGUCCAAUAGAAAUCAAUCAUUUAUUUUAAUCCCUUAUCAAAAUUAAGUAAUGCCAAAGCAUUUCACUUGGUUUUGUGUUAAUUUCCAUUAUCAGGAUCUCUGUUGCAGUUUUAAUUUUGCAACCCUGAUUCUGGGGACUUGACUUACAUAAAUUAAAAUUAUUUCUGUCACGUAAGAUGGCAAGAUCAGGACAUGGUAUUGUGAUGUGAAAAUAGCAGUGUGUUAUAACUGACAAUCAGAGGCUAUUUUUGUAAUAAAGUGUUUCUAGCAUGUUUGUUUCACUUUGUGGUUUUCAUUCUCUUAUCAUCCAUCAUUUUCAACCUAUUGUAAGAAAAAUCUGAAGUCCCCCAUCUUUACUAAUUUCAAACUUUAAAAGUAAAAAUACAUUUUCAUGUAUUUUUUAUUUUGCAAGUCCAGGCAACCCCCCGAAAAUUCCAAUUUUUUUCAUGUGUUUAAGUGUAUGGAUCAUUAUUCACUAGAUGAUACUCUUGUAUCUCUGAAUCAGUAUAUUUUCUGUGAAUACAAGUUUGUAUAUAGUAUGAAAGUUACCUUUAUUUGUAUAUAGGCUCUUGGAAAUAAUCCCUUCUAUCAGGGUCCUACUUCACUAUCAACAGAAUGUUUCACAGUGGCGUGCACACUUUCUCACCUUAUCAUAUUAAUACAGAGUUCUUCAUAUAAAUCACUUAAUGUAACUGAGUUGUCUAAGUGUGAAUAACAAUAACAACAAUAAAUACUAAUAAAAAGAA
Molecule: messenger RNA, 8956 nt
Organism: Taeniopygia guttata (zebra finch)
Lineage: Eukaryota; Metazoa; Chordata; Aves; Passeriformes; Estrildidae
Gene: SLC24A2
Product: solute carrier family 24 member 2
Biological process (GO): long-term synaptic potentiation; intracellular calcium ion homeostasis; calcium ion transmembrane transport
Cellular component (GO): plasma membrane
Molecular function (GO): calcium, potassium:sodium antiporter activity; calcium channel activity
Source: RefSeq, a predicted model, not a curated record